AUACUGAAACUUUAUGUGAUGAUACAAAUAUUCGGUUGAUUGCUCUCUUCGAUAAUGAAGAAAUUGGAAGUAGAAGUGCACAUGGAGCUGAUUCUAACCUUUUAGAGACUACUAUCAAGCGUUUAACUCUAUCAAAUAUUGGCAAUUCAUCUGGUAAAAUCUCUGAGGCAACAUUUGAAGAAACAAUCCAUAAAAGUUUCUUGAUCAGUGCUGAUAUGGCUCAUGCUGUGCAUCCUAAUUAUUGUGAGAAAUACGAGGAAAAUCAUAGACCCCAGAUGCAUAAAGGUGUUGUUAUCAAAAUUAAUGCCAAUCAGCGAUAUGCUACUACAGCCGCAACUUCACUUAUAUUACGCGAAGCUGCUAAAAAAUAUAAUGUACCAUUACAAGAAUUUUGUGUUCGAGCCGAUAGUCCUUGUGGGUCUACUAUUGGUCCAAUGUUAAGUGCAAAUUUAGGAUUGCGCACUGUCGAUAUCGGAAAUCCUCAAUUGAGUAUGCAUUCAAUUCGUGAAACUGCAGGUACUGAUGAUGUUGGACAUGCAAUUAAAUUGUUUCAGCGUGUGUACACGGCGCCUUUCUUAACGCGAACUGCAAUUAUCAAAGAGCGAUUUCCAAAAACAUAUCGUCAUCCAAUUCUUGAUAGUAAACUUACUACACGACGAGUUACUCAAGAAGCCAGAUGUCUUUUCAAAUGUUAUCGAUCUGGUGUCGAUACUCCUGUACUAUAUUUUGUCGAUAUAGAGAAUAAUGCAAUAUACAUGGAAUUUGUCAAAGGAAAAACCCUCAAAGAUUUAAUUUCUGAAAUUGGAGAGUGGUCUAGCAGCAAGCAUGAAGAACUUACAACAAAAAUUGGUGUAGCAUUAGCAAAAAUGCAUGCAGCUGAUGUUAUACAUGGUGACUUGACAACAUCAAAUCUUUUGUUAAGAGAGUCAAAUAAUUCUUUGGUUGUUAUUGAUUUUGGAUUAAGUUACAUAUCAUCAUUACCAGAAGAUAAAGCUGUUGAUUUGUAUGUUCUUGAAAAAACCUUUUUGAGUACACAUCCAAAUUUAGAAGCUAUGUUUACAGCAAUAUUAGAAAUAUAUAAAAAUAACUAUAAAGCUUCAAAAGAUAUUCUAAAUAAGCUGGCUGAAGUUCGUUUAAGAGGACGUAAACGAA
Dentiscutata erythropus is the source of this 1152-nucleotide messenger RNA. The record is from the annotation of a GenBank genome assembly. Lineage: Eukaryota; Fungi; Glomeromycota; Glomeromycetes; Diversisporales; Gigasporaceae.